Botrytis cinerea B05.10 is the source of this 1546-nucleotide messenger RNA. RefSeq lists its product as hypothetical. Lineage: Eukaryota; Fungi; Ascomycota; Leotiomycetes; Helotiales; Sclerotiniaceae. The transcript is spliced from 2 exons. Bases 345 to 1250 code for a protein of 301 amino acids. The record is from RefSeq and is a predicted model, not a curated record.
GCCAAGAUAUUUUGUGUUAGAUCUCUGAAAGAAGUUUCAAAUAUCUUUAGAACGUUCGAGAAAAUGAUAAUAUCCACAGGUGGUGAGCACAAUAAUUAACAUGACCAACAUGAUAUAUUGUGUAGAAAGAUCAUUUUCGAAGUGUUGAAACGAUUGUUUGGACAAUGACCUCUAGUUUCAUGAAAGCCACAGCUACAGAAAAUGGAUAAUUCGAACCACAGGAAACAAUCAGAAAAGUCUUUCCCAUCUAGUGAUGUAUAUUCGUGAUUAGGUGGAAGAUUCUCGGCCAUGGCUUUGUGUUUUACACGUUUGUUGAAGUAAGAUGCAGCCAUGAUAAAAAGGUUAUGAAUACUCCAAGUCCCCACAACGAUAUGAUAGCAAACAAUUCGAAUAUCUCCACCACAUUGCACCUCAACUACCUCUCACCUGUUAUUCAUUUUAUUUCUCUUUCAAGUCCCCAAAACAGCUAUCAGUCUUUGAAAAAAUCUUACCUUCUCCAAUCUUUACUCGCCAAAUUCCACUUUGCCAUGGUACCAGAGAUUACCCUAAAGAAGCAUGAGCUUGGUGCAGGCUGCGUUGUGAAAUUACAAAAAAAGAGAGUCACAAAUAUCUGCAAAGGUAUUUGUUCGGAGAAUCGUUGCCAGAGUUUCUGCAAGAAGUGUCUAAAUGGAUGUACUGAUAGCACAAGACAUUGCAAAUUGGAGAUGCGGUCCUACGGACAUCCAGUUUUGGUUUUGGGUGUAAGAGAAAGGCAUAAUAGAACUUAUGUCACCUUUGUCAUUAUUUCAGCCCUAAAAGGGGUUUUUGCAACCUUUAAGGACUUCUUGAAGAAACGCGAUGGUGAUCCCAAAAAUCAAGAACCGACCACCCCUUGUUCCUUUGGCCCGAGAGAUGGCUGGCAACACGGAGAAGAAACAUAUGGGUUAAAAUACGCCGUUGAGCCUAGUGGUAUAAAUUUCACAAAGCUAUGUUACCUCGAACUUCAGCACAGGUAUACUCUCGAGAUUCACUCUUUCGUCACGUUCAGCAAUAGAAAGCAUCCCGGCACUAAGCAUGCUUAUGCCUUGAGAUUCACCGAAGAUUCUUAUGGCAAGAUUAUGAAGAAAAUUGGACUGGAAAAAGAAGUAUUUGUUCCAACUAGUGCUUUAAAAAAAGGAGGUGGAGGCGUUACAGGAACUACAGCUGCUCUCGAUACAGUGUCAUUGCCUUCUGUUGAUAUUGACAAGCGUCCUAUCGUAAUUGAAGAUUAAGAUUACGCACUAGCUCAAAGACGUAAGUCUUCUAGAGAAAGAUUCUAGCCUUCACAUCUGAUCAGCAUCCACUCAAGGCCCGACGCCAGUACUUGUUCCCACACAGCUGAGCCUACUUGAGAUAAAGAGCCACAUUGAGCUACGAUAAGGUCUAUGAAGCGAUCGGAUCUUUGAGCUUAAGAACUGAUUGUAUCACCGUUCCGGUACUCAUUUUCUCCUUAUCAAAAAUCGUCAGUCUAAGAUAAGUUUAGUAGAUAUGCUCAUGUUAGUCCAAAUACAACAUCUCAAUGAUUUCA